Molecule: messenger RNA, 783 nt
Organism: Penicillium argentinense
Lineage: Eukaryota; Fungi; Ascomycota; Eurotiomycetes; Eurotiales; Aspergillaceae
Product: Sec63 complex subunit SEC66
Exons: 3
Coding region: 1-783 (260 amino acids)
Biological process (GO): post-translational protein targeting to membrane, translocation
Cellular component (GO): Sec62/Sec63 complex
Source: RefSeq, a predicted model, not a curated record
AUGGUGGACUGGCUCAGUCUCGCCGUCCCCCUGGCCUACCUGGGCGUCCUGAUCGGUUCUCUCGCUACAUUCUCCUCCCUCUAUCGCAAGCGCAAGGCCCAAAAAGCUGCCUCCCUUGCUCCUUGGUUCCCCGCUCACCUCCAACGCGACAUUUACUUCUCCCUCCUACAUCUCGAUCCCUCCUCCCAAUCCGGCAAAAAGACUCCCAAUGUUCCCGAGUCCGUUCUGAAGGCUGCGCUCCUGCGCCGCGCGACGGAGGACAUCCGUCGUGUCAUGGCUCUGAGAAACCAGAAGCAAGCUCUCUCUGUGCUGCUGCAGCGUGGUAGUGUUGGCGAUGACCUCUGGCAGCGGUUUAUGCGCGCUGAAAAGGAAAUGGAGGAAGAAGUGCGCGAUGUUGUCUCAGAGGCCAACGCCUACGCACCCAACUGGGGCCAGACUAUCUUCCAAUCCGCCAACGAAAUGAUGAACAACGAUAUUUACCGCCAAAGAAUCAAGGAACACGAGGACAAGCUCGCCGAGGAGCGUGAGUGGUGGGAGAAGAAGCGCGCUAGCAUGCAAGAGGGUUUCAUGAAGGAGUUGAAUGAGGGUGACAACCAGAAGACCUCUGCUGCGUCCAAGAGCUCUGAGCCUGCGACUCACUCAAAGGCUGCGGCCCCAGCUGCGCCUUCGGUGCAGGGUAGCGAUGAUGAUGCAGUGUUGGUUGAGGCGGAUCCUUCGGGGAAUAGCCAGGCUUCGCCUGGUGGUGAAAAAAAGAAGAAGGGCAAGGGCAAGGGCAAGAAAUAA